AUGGAAGACAUAUAUUCAGCUUACAUACUAUCUACAGAACACCGUCCCGACUUCUCUACUUUUGUGGAAGUUGAUGAAAUUCCAGUCAUCGACCUUUCAGAAACUAGUCAAGAAAAUCUCAUCUUAAAGAUUGGCAAGGCAUGUGAAAAAUGGGGAUUCUUUCAAAUAAUCAAUCAUGGAAUUUCCUCUGAUCUUAUCUUAAAGGUUGAAAAAGAGGCCAAAAAGUUUUUUGAGCUAAGUAUGGAGGAAAAAAAUACACUGAAAAGAGAUGUAUUUAAUGCAAUUGGAUAUUAUGAUGCUGAACAUACUAAAAAAGCAAAGGAUUGGAAAGAAGUUUAUGAUUUUCUUGCUAAAGAUGGAGUACAAAUCCCUUGUUCCGAUGAUCCACAUGACUUGGAGCUAUGCACUCAAAAAAAUCAUUGGCCACAAUCCCUUCCACAUUUUAGGGAAAUAAUGGAGGAAUAUGGUGGGAAAUUAGAAAAGCUAGCUUAUAAGUUGUUGGAGUUAAUUUCAUUGAGUUUAGGUUUAUCUGGUGACAAAUUUCUUGAUUGCUUCGAGAACCAACUAAGUCUGACGAGGCUCAAUUACUAUCCUCCAUGCCCUUUUCCUGAAUUGGCACUUGGUGUUGGUCCUCACAGAGAUCCUUGUGUCUUAUCUAUAGUUGUACAAGAUGAUACUGGAGGUUUACAAGUUAAGAAAAAUAUAAUUGGUGGUUGGGUUCCAAUCAAGCCUAUUCCUGAUGCAUUUGUUGUCAAUUUGGGUGAUAUUUUUCAGGUUUGGAGCAAUGACAAAUAUGAAAGUGCAGAACACAGGGUAGUGUUAAACUCACAAAAAGAAAGGUUUUCCUAUCCAUUUUUCCUUUUUCCAAGUCACCAUACUAUUUUGAAGCCUGCAGAAGAGCUAGUGAGUGAGGAAGUUUCUGCAAAAUACAAAGCAUACAAUUUUGGAAAAUAUUAUGCUAAUAGAACCCAUGCAGAUUUCACCAUACAAGAGGUUGAGGGUAUAGAAAUUCAUGAUUUCAAAAUUUUAGAUUAG
Molecule: messenger RNA, 1035 nt
Organism: Vicia faba (fava bean)
Lineage: Eukaryota; Viridiplantae; Streptophyta; Magnoliopsida; Fabales; Fabaceae
Source: the annotation of a GenBank genome assembly